Esox lucius (northern pike) is the source of this 3438-nucleotide messenger RNA. RefSeq names its product kalirin-like. Gene Ontology annotation, cellular component: cytoplasm. NCBI's taxonomy places the organism in Eukaryota, Metazoa, Chordata, Actinopteri, Esociformes, Esocidae. The record is from RefSeq and is a predicted model, not a curated record. Gene Ontology annotation, molecular function: protein binding; guanyl-nucleotide exchange factor activity. Gene Ontology annotation, biological process: axon guidance.
GUGAAGGCGUGGAGGAUCUAUCCGAGAGGAGAGGAUGAAUCCCGGGGACCCUGCCCAAACCGGACCUGGUGAAGCCGGCCAGGACGGGCUGGCUAAAGCAGGGGGUGCACGUGGGGAGGGGGUGAGAGCGGUGGAUGUGCUGACCGUUCUGAGAGAAAAAGUGGCCUUUGUCUCAGGGGGAAGGGACAAGAGAGGUGGACCCAUCCUCACCUUCCCGGCACGGACCAAUCACGAUCGAGUUAAACAAGAAGACUUAAGCAGACUGGUCACCUAUCUGUCCACUAUACCCAGUGAUGAUGUGCGUGCCAGAGGCUUCACAGUGGUGGUGGACAUGCGCGGCUCAAAGUGGGAGAGUGUCAAACCUUUGCUACGGACACUUCAGGAGGGGUUCUCUACCCACAUUCACACAGCCCUUAUCAUCAAACCAGACACCUUCUGGCAGAAACACAAAACCAACCUGGGCAGUGCCAAGCUCAGCUUUGAGACAAGUUUAGUGUCAGUGGAGGGCCUCUCCAAGCUGGUCGACCCGUCACAGCUUACUGCUGACCUGGGCGGCUCUCUGGAGUAUGACCAUGUUGAAUGGACCGAGCUACGGCUGGGCCUGGAGGAGUUCUCAGAGGCCGCAGGACAGCUGCUGGCCCAGCUAGAGCAGAUGGAGGCAGGGCUGGCCCGCAUAGGCGAGCCCCAGGGUGUGGAUGAGGCCCGCAAGCUACUGGAGGAGCACGGCCGACUACGCACCACCGUUGCCACGGCUCCCAUUGACGCCAUUGAUCACGAAGGGCGGAGCUUGCUCCAGCGCAUGCGGCUUGGCCCCACCCACAGCGGUGAAGCCCCCAGCGAUGGACCGGGCAGCAACCACGGCUAUGGGAGCUGGUUGUCAGGCGGGGCUGACUUCCAAAGCGUCGCUCCGAAGGUCGCCGCCCUGCUGGAGAGACUGCAGACUGCCAGGACACACCUGCAGCAGAGCUGGGCUGAACGGAAGACACACCUAGACCAGACCUUACAGCUGCACCUAUACGAGCAGGAUGCCGCUAAGAUGUCUGAGUGGAUAGCCCACAGUAAGGAACUGUUUCUGCAGAGCCAGACAGAGGUUGGCCUUAACCACCAGCAUGCCCUGGACCUCCAGACCCAACACCAGCACUUCACCAUGAACUCUAUGAAUGGGAGCGUAAAUGUGGACGGCGUGGUGUCCGUGGCAACACGGCUGUGUGAAGCUGGCCACUACGGGGCGGAGCGGAUUGCGAGUGUGUCGUCGCGGCUACAGGAGGACUGGAAGGGGCUGACAUCGGUGCUGGAGGAACGCAGCAAGGCACUGAGCCUGUCCACCUGCUUCCACCAGGGAGCAGAGCAGUUCCUGGGCCGCGUGGACAGCUGGUGUGAGGCGUGUGGUGACAACUCAUUGCCAGCAGAGAUGACGGAGUUGGAGACCGCAAUACAACAACACCAGGCACUCUUUGAAGAGAUAACAUCAGCUUACACACAGGUCAGUGAAAGCGGCAAAGCCCUUUUGGAAGUUCUUCAGGGUCCGGCGGAGCUUGAUGAGUCAGGGUUACCAGUGGCAACCGCUGACUUUACAGCCGCAACGCAUGGCAUUAUGGGAGUUCUGCACGAGGUCAUGCAGGGACACCAGCAUGUCGAUGGGGCGUGGCAACACCGCAAGCUCCGCCUACACCAGCGUCUGCAGCUGUGUGUUUUCCAGCAGGACGUACGGCAGGUGCUGGACUGGGUUGAGCAGCAUGGCGAGGUCUUUCUCAAUAAACACACGGGUGUGGGGAAGAGCCUCCACCGGGCCCGAGCGCUGCAGAAACGGCAUGACGAUUUUCAACAGGUUGCCCAGAACACCUACACCAAUGCAGAGAAGCUGCUGGAGGCGGCCGGUCAGCUGGCCCAGUCGGGGGAGUGUGAGGAGGGCGAGAUCUACGCCGCGGCUGGGGACCUGGAGCUCCGCAUGCAGGCCUUCAUCCAGAAAGUAGAGCAGCGAAAGCUACUGCUGGACCUCGCCGUCUCCUUCUACACACACACCCGAGAGCUGUCAGCAUGGAUGGAGGGUCUGCAGAGACAGAUGGCAGCCGAGGUGGUGUGUCCAGAGUCAGUGGAGGCUCUGCAGGCCCUUAUCAGCCAGCAGCAGCAACAACAGGCCAACACACAGGACGCCUCGCUGUCCGUCAUCAGGGAGGGAGAGGACCUCAUACUGCAGCUUAGGCCCCAGGGCAGUUCAGUGGGCCAUGUCGAGUCGGUGCUGCAGUCGUUGGAAGAGGCCCAAGCCCAGCUGGAGGAGUUGUUCCACCAGAGGAAGAUCAGGCUGGAUGUCUACCUUCAGCUGCGGAUACUACAGCAGUGUACUCUGGAGGUGUCAGGUGAGAUGGAGGCAUGGAAGCAAGACCUCCAGAAGCAGGCCCAGGACUUUACCACAGAGAAGCUAACACUGGCACAACAGAGGCUAGCGGAAGCCAACCAAGAGAAGCUAACUUUAGCGCAACCGCGGCUAGUGGACGCUAACCCAGAAGGCUUAACGUUGGCACAGCAGCGCAUUCACAGGCACAUGGAGCGGCGGCUGGCCAUGAACAACAUGACCUACGAGGUUGUCCAGCAGGGUCACGACCUCCAGCAGUACAUCACCGAAGUACAAGCCUCAGGUAUUGAGCUGACUGCCGAAGGGGAGACUGAUCUCUCAUCCCAGGUAGAGUCGCUCCAGCAGCUCCUGCAGGACAAACAGAAGGAGCUGCAUCUGAUAGCAGACCACACACACACACACCUUGAGCAAGGCUUGCAGCUACGCCACCUUCAGACUCAAGUCAAACAGGUGCUGGGCUGGAUAAGUGAGGGAGAGGUGAUGUUGUCUUCUUGUAUGGUGAACACCAGCUCACUGUCUGAAGCUGAACAGCUACAGAGAGAACAUGAGCGCCUUCAGCAGGCAAUAGAGUCUCUGCUCCAUGCCGACUCUCUUCAGAGGACCCACCAGGUGGCGCUGGCUCUGCAGCAGCGGGCCGAGCUAUUGGUGAGGGCGGGCCACUACGACCCGGAGGCAGUGAGGGCGUGUGCCCAGACGGUGGCGCUGCACUGGCAAACCUUGAUGCUACGGAUGGAGGACCGGCUCAAACUGGUCAACGCCUCUGCAGCCUUCUACCGCACCUCACAGCAGGCUAGCAGAGGACAGAGCCCGGAUCUCAUCCUAGUUGAUGAAGUGGGCUUCAGGUACAAAGCACAAGAUCAGCUCGAGAGCCUGCGGCCAGUUUAUGGCCCUGGAGGAACUGGAGAUAUUUGGAUCAGGUCACUCGAGUCUACGCUGCUCUGCUCAGUGCUCACAAACCUAAUCGAGCACACGCUAGUACGCUCUGGGUUCAAGGUCCUGUUCUACAGCACGUGGUCUCACAUCAACAACAAGUACAUGCUAGGGAAGCACGUUGGCGGGAAGAUCAAAACUCUCUAUGGUUCUCA